AUGGCUCUUGGUGCUUGUGACGCUGCCACGCUGACGGUGCCGACAGCUGGCUAUUCCAUCCAGAACAUCAUUGCGGUUGUGGAGAGCGCAGCAGAUGGCGACAUAGUGGAGAUUGGCCCGGGAAAGUGGACAAACUGUUCGUCCCCCAUCACCGGUCGUGGUCUUGGCAUCACCCUCACCCUCACCGGGGCCGGCAUGGGCACCACCAUCCUCGACUGCGAGCUCUCUAACCACAUCCUCAGUGCCGUACCCGACUUUGACAACUGGACCAUUCGAGAGUUGACCAUUCUGCGAUCGGGCUCUGUCACGGAUGCAGUCGAAACGAAGGGCGGGGUCAUCCUGGUCAAACCUGGUUCAUCGAUCACCUUUGAAUGCGUUGAGAUGGCCGAGUGCGCUCGGUCGGGGCUGUCGCCCGCCACCUAUAAGGGCGGUGCGGUCCAUGUCAACGCCAACGGCUACGUGGGCUUUAUCAACUCAAUCAUACGCGACUCGUACACCUCUGGCCAAGGGGGAGCCAUCACCAUGACCAAUGGUGCUAAUGUGCUCUUCGACAACACUACUAUUGCAAACUGUUCGGCCGACGCCGGUGGUGCCAUGCGCGCCGCGGGCGGCCUGCUUAUCAUCCGAGAUGGCGGUCUGCUGGUCACAGGCUGCACUGCCAGCCAGGCCGGCGGCAUUUUGCUACGUGGCGCCACGCUCGCGGGAAACGGGACGAUCACAUUGCGAAACAACGUGGCGACGACGGCCGACGGCGGCGGGAUUUCCAUCGAGACCGACCGCACCAACGGUACCAUCGGUGCCAUUGUCGCCACCGGAAACUCGGCCGCAGGUUGCGGGGGCGGCGUGUACUGGGGCAACGGUGCCGAGUUGGACGUGCCCGGAGGAGUGGUUUCUUCUGGCAACACCGCCAUGGACGGCGGUGGCAUCUGCUUUGCCAAGGGUCAAAAGGUCGAGUACGUCUUCCUCAACUCGCGGAGCAACAUGACUGGCAACACCGCUAUCCGAUACGGCGGUGGCGUGUAUGUGUCAACCGAAGCAACGUGGAUGAUCAUGGAUGGCGUGACUGUUACCGACAACACUGCUGACGACGGGUCUGGCGUGUUUGUUGAUUCCGGCGGCAAGAACGUCAAGCCGCGCCUGUUCAACAUGGUCAUCACGCGCAACUUUUCCCCCAACGGCGGAGCUCUCGCCCUCGCCCACCAUUCCAAUUCCGAUGUCGAUACCGCAGGCACAGUCUCGUGCGGCAACCACGGGGCCAACAAUGAGCAUGUUGACGUCCACUGUCACGGGCCGAGCCGUUUGGUCAACCCGCUCGGCAUGCACACUCGAGGCCACAUGCUCAGCGGCGUGUCCCACAGGCUGGACUGGGACUCGUUGUGA
Molecule: messenger RNA, 1380 nt
Organism: Thecamonas trahens ATCC 50062
Lineage: Eukaryota; Apusomonadida; Apusomonadidae
Exons: 2
Coding region: 1-1380 (459 amino acids)
Source: RefSeq, a predicted model, not a curated record